AUGGCCGUGAUCUUCUCCUCUUCUGCUCUCGAUUCUCACACUCAUGUUGAUAAACACCUCGUUCGACGACCAAUCCGCGAUCUCGAGAACAACGUCGAUAUGCUGGAUCACCUUUCUCGGGUACUUACACUUAGCUACCAAUACCAUGCGCUCGGAACAGCAAUCGCCUUGUUCGCCUGCGCUUGCGCAUAUGCCCUGGUUGCACCUCGACAACCGCCAAAAUUCCCCGCUCCACAGCUUUACGACGAGACCGGACCAAUCGAUCUCAUAGCAUUGGAUAAGACAAUUAGGGAAGGAUUUCAGAAUUACAAGGGUAAAUACUUCACCUUGAAGGAGGCCCAUGGCGAGACCGUCAUCUUGCCGACUAAGUUCAUGGAAGAACUAAAGGCUCUACCCGACAAUAUGCUCAAUCUAGAUGACGAGAUUGAUGAGCGGUUCCUGUCCGAACACAGCCUUUUCACGACAACGUCUGUGGGCGGAAGGAUCUCGACUGUGGUGAACAGUGUCAAGAACGAGCUCACAAAGACUCUCGGUCACCUGAUGGGCGAUAUACAUGAAGAAGUUGUGUACUCCUUCCAAGAAUUGAUCCCACCUUGCGACGACUGGACCGAAAUUGACAUCCAAAGUAAGCUUGUUCGCAUCGUCGCAUUAGUGUCUGGCCGGAUUUUUGUGGGCCUUCCAAUGAGCCGUAACCAGGAAUACCUAGAUUGCAUCAUCGAGUUCACACUCAAUGUUUUCUUCGCUGUACCUGAAAUCCGGGCAUACCCGCGGCUACUUCGUUGGACCUCACGGUAUCUCAACACCAAAGUUCGAGCAGUGCACAAAUCACUGGCUACCAUGAGACGCUUGAUGGCGCCCAUCAUCGCUGGCACCAAACAGCAGCUUGAAAUGGGAACCGGGCCUCACAAUAUGUGUGCAUGGAACAUCAAGAACAGUAACCAGAAGGAACGAGAUAGCCUCAACAUCCAGGCACAGAUGCAGCUAGCGACAAGUAUGGCAGCCAUUCACACGACUUCGAUGACAGUGACGAACGCAAUUUUCGACUUGGCUGCCAGACCCGAGUACCUACAGCCUCUUCGUGACGAGCUUCAGGACCUGAGAGCGACCGAGCCAUUGCCAUACCUCAAUAAGUCGUCCAUGCCAAAGCUGCGCAAGUUGGACUCGUUUCUCAAAGAGUCCCACCGCCUUAGUCCGAUAUCUCUGCUGAACAUGCGGCGUAAAAUCGUUCAACCUAUCACUCUUCAUGAUGGAACUGUGCUGCAGCCGGGAAUGCACAUAGCUUUCCCUUUGCACCAAGUUUCGAACGAUGAGGACUUAUGGGAAAAUCCAAGCCAGUUCGACGGCUUCAGAUUCCAGAAGCUUAGGGACCUUCCAGGUAACGAGUCCAAAUACCAGUUUACGGCGACUGGGACGAAUAACUUGGACUUUGGCUAUGGUGUGCAUGCGUGCCCAGGUCGUUUUUUCGCCGCGAAUGAGAUUAAGAUGAUACUUGUACAUUUGAUCGACAACUUUGACUUCAAGUUUAAAGGAGAUAUAGGGCGACCUGACAGCCUGUGGACACCAGGAGGCUACCAUCCCGAUCCAAGUGUGCGAGUGCUCUUAAAAAGACGUCUCAAGGCCUGA
This is a messenger RNA of Penicillium roqueforti, 1623 nucleotides long. Its product is annotated as cytochrome P450. The transcript is spliced from 5 exons. Gene Ontology annotation, molecular function: iron ion binding; monooxygenase activity; oxidoreductase activity, acting on paired donors, with incorporation or reduction of molecular oxygen. The record is from RefSeq and is a predicted model, not a curated record. The coding region runs from base 1 to 1623 and encodes 540 amino acids. Lineage: Eukaryota; Fungi; Ascomycota; Eurotiomycetes; Eurotiales; Aspergillaceae.